Molecule: messenger RNA, 5769 nt
Organism: Trichoderma reesei QM6a
Lineage: Eukaryota; Fungi; Ascomycota; Sordariomycetes; Hypocreales; Hypocreaceae
Product: non-ribosomal peptide synthetase
Exons: 1
Biological process (GO): secondary metabolite biosynthetic process; amino acid activation for nonribosomal peptide biosynthetic process
Cellular component (GO): cytoplasm
Molecular function (GO): phosphopantetheine binding; catalytic activity
Source: RefSeq, a predicted model, not a curated record
CAACAUGUAAUCGAACGAUACGUUCAGGCGCUGGUUCAUAUCAGCAAGCUGUGUAUCUCGGACCCUGACGCAUCAAUCGAAGAGCUUCUCCGGCCCAACCUUCUUGAUCUGGAUCAGAUCUGGGGGUGGAACCAUGAGUUACCUCUGACAUACGACUGCUGUAUGCACGAUAUCGUAGCCGAGCGCGCCAAUGAGAUCCCGGACAAGACAGCCAUCCAGUCUUGGGAUGGCAGCUUGUCGUACCGCGAAGUCAAUCGAUACUCGACGUUAUUAGCCUACCUAUUGAGGCAGAAAGGCGUCGAGACAGAUGACUUCCUGCCAAUCUGUUUCGAGAAAUCGAGGUGGACGGUGGUCGCGGUUCUUGCGGUGAUGAAAGCAGGAGGCACCAUGGUCAUGAUGGAUCCGGCACUUCCCAUUGCCCGCUUACAAAAUAUGGCUGAACAAGUCAAUGCGAGGAUGAUGAUUGUGUCUCGCAAGCAGUUCGGCUUCAGCAGGAAUAUUCUGCCCCAUGGCAACCACAUCAUCCUGGAGGAGGAUACAUUUACCCCCCUUCAAAGCUUACAGCUCCUUCCAGCCUUGCCACCUGUACCACCUUCCAGUCUCAUGUACAUCAUCUUCACCUCUGGAAGCACCGGCACCCCAAAAGGCGUCCAGAUAUCGCACAGAAGCUAUUCAAGCAGCGCUUUCCCCCGUGCCAAGGCAGUUGGUUACAGCGAAGGCUCCAGAGUUCUCGAUUUCGCGUCAUACGCGUUUGAUGUCAGCAUCGACAGCAUGAUUCUCACCUUGGCCAACGGAGGUUGCCUGUGUAUUCCGUCAGACGACGAGCGACUCAACGAUAUCAACACGGCGAUGCGACGAAUGAGAGUCAAUUAUGCUGGCCUCACUCCUUCCGUUGCUCGCAUACUGGACUUGGAAGUUAUUGCAUCGCUUGAAGGCCUUGGGCUCGGCGGUGAAGCCGCUUCAGCGAGCGAUGUCGCGUUUUGGGGCCAAUAUACUAGGAUCAUCAUCGGGUAUGGCCCCUGUGAAUGCACCAUCGGCUGCACCGUGAACAGCAACGCGGCCAAGACCAGCGACUACAUCACAAUUGGACCUGGCAAUGGCGCAGCGAUCUGGAUCGUCGACCCUCAGGACCAUGAAGCCUUGUUGCCGGUGGGCGCAGUCGGCGAGUUGCUUGUCGAGGGUCCGAUUGUCGGUCAAGGCUACCUCAAUGAUCCGGAGAAGACUGCCGCUGCUUUCAUUCAGGAUCCCUCAUGGCUCGUGGUAGGCCAUGCUCAAUACGCGGGUCGUCAUGGUCGCUUGUACAAGACUGGAGAUCUUGGAAAAUACGCCCCAGAUGAGUCUGGCGAGAUCGUGUUCGUGGGGAGGAAAGACACACAGGUCAAACUGCGUGGGCAGCGUGUCGAGUUGGGGGAGAUUGAGAGUCAGCUCAAGGCCAGGCUGCCUUCAGAAGCUGGUGUAGUAGCUGAGGUCAUUACGCCGUCUGGAUCUGGAUCCCAGCCGACUUUGGUUGCAUUUGUCGCUACCCAGAACGGAAAGGCAACCGACAAUCGACAGUUGGAGCUAUUUGAGCUACCUAGAGGGCUCCGUGAAACUGUGACCAAAGCUGUCACCGAUAUCGCAAGCGUUUUGCCCCGAUACAUGGUUCCGACUGCAUUCAUUCCCGUCAACUACAUCCCAACACUGAUAUCGGGCAAGAUUGAUCGCAAGCGACUCAGAGAAUUUGGCACCACUGUGGACCUGCGACGCCUUGACAGAGGUAUCAAGGACACGGCAUCGAGAGCCUUGAACGACCUCGAGCAAAGGCUGCGCCAAGCUUGGGCAUCCGUGCUGAGAUUGAACGAAGACGAAGUUGCCUUAGAGGAUAAUUUCUUUGCACUAGGCGGCAACAGCUUGGCAGCAAUGAGAUUGGUGUCAUUGUGUAGAGACCAAGGGCUCGACCUCAGCGUCUCUGGAAUGUUUGCCAAUCCCACCCUCCAGGAAAUGGCAAGCGUGGUCUUCCCAUGUGACUGCGGUACAGCUGCGACUGUUCCCGCGUUCUCCAUGAUAUCCCAGCUUGCCAGCAGUGCCCGCAGGGAAGCGUCACUCGCGUGUGCCACCACAGAAGCAGCUAUUCAAGAUAUCUACCCCUCUACUCCGACUCAAGAGUCAUUGUUCACGUUUUCUCUCAAAUCAACCGAGCCGUACAUUGCACAAAGGGUUGCUUGUAUCCCACCGAAUAUAGCGCUGCAUGACUGGAAACAGGCAUGGGAGUCAGUGGUCGAGGCGACUCCCAUACUGCGCACUCGCUUGGCCCAGCUACAGGAUCCGGGGCUUCAACAAGUUGUUCUGAAAGAGAACAUUGCCUGGGAUCAUGCGACUGAUCUCGCGCAAUACCUUGAGGGCGACAGGGCUCGGCGUAUGGAUCUCGGGCAGAGCUUAAGCCGGUUUGCUAUUGUACAUCACGACACCGACGGCAAGAGGUAUAUGGUCUGGACUGUCCAUCACGUUCUCUAUGAUGGGUGGUCUGAGCCCAUCGUACUGGAAAAGGUCCGUCAAGCCUUGCAACGCAGUGAGACAACACCAAAACAGCGGACGCAGGCACAUAUGCGAGACUUUGUCAGAUACGUGCGGGACACAGACCAGGCGGCGAUGCAGCAGUUUUGGCGACAGGAACUUGACGGUGCUGUCGGCGCUCAAUUCCCAGCCUUACCCUCCAGAGAUUUCCUCCCAAAGGCAGACACUGUCCUGGAGCGUCAGAUACCCAUCACGACAACGGCCGGGUUUCCAUUCACGUUGGCAACCGUGAUUCGUGGCGCCUGGGCCCUGGUAGCGUCUCAGUUCACUGCGAGCGAUGACGUCGUCUUCGGGGAAACGCUCACUGGGCGCGAUAUCUCAUUGCAGGGAGUCGAAGAAAUCAUUGGUCCACUCAUUGCUACGGUGCCAAUUCGCAUUCGCAUCGACAGGGCGAUGUCUGUCAGGGAGUAUCUGAAGGCCGUGCAGCGCAGCAUUCUUUCCCGCACUCCGUAUCAACAUAUGGGUAUGCAGCAUAUCAGAAAAGUGAGCCAGGAUGCCCAGCAUGCUUGCGAAGCUGGAACGGGAUUGGUGAUACAACCGGAGCCGGAGUAUGACGGCACCGAUCUUGGCUUUGAGCAGGGGGAUGUUGUUCGAGAAGCACUGCACUUCAACCCCUAUCCGCUGAUGCUGGCCUGUGGUAUGAAUGCCGAUGGCUUUCGAGUGUGUGCAAGCUUUGACAGCAGCCUGAUCGAGAUUUGUCUGAUGAAGCGGAUCCUUGCACAAUUGGAAACGGCUUGCUCGCAGCUCAUGAAAGACCCCAACGCACCCGUCGGCGAGAUAUCGUGUCUCCCAGCCACCGAGCUGAGCCAAAUUUGGCGUUUCAAUCGAGAAGCUCCCGUGUCCUUUGACAAAUCGUCAAAGAAACUACGAGCCGCUGCGGAUAUACAGCCGGGGUGUGUAUAUCCCCCAUUUCUAGUUCCUUGGGUUUGCUACCCGGGAAACCCUUCCCUUCUAGCACCGAUAGGGUGUGCUGGUGAUCUUUGGCUCGAAGGUCCAUCUAUGUCGACAACAGAAACCAUCGAACCACCCGCUUGGCUCCUGGCCGGAAGCUUUGAAGUCCCUGGCCGAGCAAGUCAACUGCAACCGACAGGGGAUAUUGUCAAAUUACGUGAGGACGGCCAGCUGCUGUUCAUAGGCCGAGCUGAACACAUUGCCCCAGUCAAUGGCCAUGCAGUAGAUGUUCAUGGUUUCGAGGCUCAAUUCUCGCAAUUUCUGCCGCCAUCAUGCCGUGCUGCCGCGGCUAUAUAUCGUUCCGAGACUGAUGGGCAGUCUUACAAGGAAGGGCUGCUUGUCUUCAUUGAGCCGCAGUCAUGGAAUGAGCCCGGCGAUGCGCUCUUGUCAGAGGACAUCAGAAUAAGCUGCACGGCGUCCGAUGCAGAGAUAUGGGAAACCUAUAUACACUCAACUAUUCCCACCAGCUUAGCAGUUUCGCUGAAGAGGCUCGACAAGUUCAUUCAGAACUCUUUCCCAUCGCACAUGGUGCCUUCUGCCUACAUCCCCAUCCAUGAGAUUCCCAUGACAAUGGGGCAAGUAGACCACGGCUUGGUCAAUCAACUUGCUUUGAAGAUACCCUCAGCAGUCAUAGCGCAGCUUCACGAGGGCCUUUGCAGGGAAUGGGAAAAGACCUUGGCCCCAGCCAAUUUGACACUCUCAGAGAAUAUCCUACGAUCUGCCUGGGCCGCCGUACUGGGAAUCAGCAUGGAUCAAAUCGAUGUUGACGACAACUUCUUUCGGCUCGGUGGGGACUCGGUGUCUGCCAUGAAGCUCACAUCUAGCCUCCGAAAGCAAGGACACAGUUUGAGUGUAGCGGCAAUCUUUCAGAAUAUGCGUCUCGGUGAUGCUGCCAGAGUUCUGAAGGUAAACCAACUGUCAAACCAGGAAGCCGAGCCUUACAGAGCGUUUGCAACUCUGGGCUCAAUUGACGUUGAUCUCUUUCUGUCAGAGUACAUUCGCCCAAAGCUUUCUGAUCCGUCCUGGGUGAUCAAAGACGUUCUCAUCGUCACAGACUCUCAGGCAUUGGAUGUGAGAGCAACGAUUCAGAAACCACGCACCUCUAUGCAAUAUACGAUGCUUUAUUUCGACCAGGCAUUCAUCAACCAGUCCACGUUACUGCGUGCCUGCUCCGAUCUCCUCGAAAGCCAUGACAUUCUGCGCACAGUAUUUGUUGAGCAUAAUGCAACCAUUUUCCAGGUGGUUCUCGACAAAUUACAUGUUCCAGUGACUAUACGGACCACAGACAUGGCUCUUGAUGAGUGUGUUGCCAGCAUAUGCACGGAUGAUAUUGAGUCUGACGUGCCGCUUGGAUCUCCUUUUGUGAAGUUCUACUUCGUCCAGGCCAGUGAUGGUAAAUGUUGCCUCGUCCUGGGACUGUCGCACGCCCAAUAUGAUGGAGUUUCCCUGCCCAGAUUGCUUCGAGAUCUCGAAUUGCUAUAUACUGGAGGGCAAGUCGUCAAGUCUGAACCCUUCUCAGCUUAUGUGGCGCAAACUCAGAAUCAGCGCAUGCAAGACAAGGCUCUGGAUUACUGGAGCGCUCUUCUGAAUGGCUCGAUGCUUUCGAUCUUGCCCGGCCAGUCGGCCAAUCAUAGAGACAUAGCCGUUUUCAAGUCGGCACAGACCGCGGUUUCGAAACCACCCGAGAGCAUUACAGCAGCCAGUGUUCUCACCGCGGCCUUUGCCCUGGUAGUCGCUCGCCGACUCCGCACGCUGGACGUUUCGUUUGGAGGAGUUACAUCAGGUCGUGGCAUCGACCUAGCAAACGUCGAGAACAUCAUUGGCCCGUGCUAUCAGUUCACGCCCAUUCGAAUCAAUUUCAGACGACAAUGGUCUGCAAUUGACCUUUUGCAUUUUGUCCAGAGGCAGACUGCAGAAUCCGCGGCUCACGACUUUAUCGGCUUUCGAAAAAUCGCUUCAAAAUGUCCCGCUUGGGCCUCAGGGGCGAAGUUCUUCGACUCUAUUGUGCACCAUCAAGAUUUUGAAGACUUUGACUAUAUGCCUUUUGCCAAUGGAAGUUGCCGGGUCGAAAUUCUCAACCCCCAUGGCGACGCCGCUUAUCCUUUGAAGAUUGUGUCGUUCUUCAAGAACGGAAAACUCAACGUCGGGGUCGUCGGAAGCCAGGCAGAUUUGGCCCUUGUGGACUCCAUGCUCGAGCAAUUGGCUCUUGCGGUGGAAGAGGUCGUCAGAUCGGCGACGGAGCAGACUCUGCUUGAGGUGUAUUAG